AUGAAACCCCCUAUUGUGGAUGCUACAUACAAGACAAACUGUGCAAAGAUAUCAUUGGUUUGCAUAGAGAGUGUCUAUAAUCUAAAUAAACACAAUGUCUUUGAUGAACAUCUUGAGCUUUUCAAAUUGCUAUCAUCUCAGAAAGAUUUCCAAAGUAAAGAGCAGCUGGAAGUCAACAAUGAUAUUUCUACAAAGGUUAUAGAAAAAAGAACUCUGGAUAAGUACUUUGAAGAUGAGUGGAUGUCAUGUGGUGAUCCAGACACUCAGAUGUUGGAUUUAGCACAUAUAAAAACAUAUUCAUAUUGGGAUAACAUAGUAGCUAUCAUCUUGUCAGUAUAA
Molecule: messenger RNA, 339 nt
Organism: Phycomyces blakesleeanus NRRL 1555(-)
Lineage: Eukaryota; Fungi; Mucoromycota; Mucoromycetes; Mucorales; Phycomycetaceae
Exons: 2
Coding region: 1-339 (112 amino acids)
Source: RefSeq, a predicted model, not a curated record